CGCGCGGGCAGGGCGCAGGCAGCGCGCGGGCAGCAGCAGGAGGCGGCGCGGUGAGCGGCCGCCGCCCAGCCCCGCCCGCCCGGGGCGCCAGCGGGGAACGGCCCCGGGGGGAGCCGCCGCCGCUCCGCCGCCGCAGGAGGAGGAGGAGGAGGCAGGCGGGAGGAGCGGGGCCGCGGCCGGCAGCGUGCGGUGUGGCUGGGCGGCGGUCCCCGUGAUGGUGCUCCUGCCCCUCUGGGUAGUGGCAGCCGCGCUCCUGGGGGUCCGUGCUGCGGCCGGCCAGCAGGCUGGUAAAGAACAACGCGUCCAGAUAGAAUUACGAAAGAGCAGACUGAGACCGUACGGGUUAGUGAUUCCAAUUAGUACCAAUGCAGAUGGAAGCUACGUCUCCAAUAUCCUCUCUGCAAGUCACCAAAGAAGAUCAGCGCGGGAGGUGUCCCAGAGCCCCAAACAGCUGUAUUUUAACGUCACUGCCUUUGGAAGGGAAUUCCAUCUCCGGCUGAAACCCAACACACGUCUGGUGGCUCCCGAGGCCGUAGUGGAGUGGUACGAAGACUCUGUGGAAACAGGAGAGGAUGCCAGUAACACCAGUCAGACUGGAACUGCUGCCCAGAGGUUAUGGAAAAGAGAGCCGCUGUGGACCAACUGCGCCUAUGUGGGGGACAUAACUGACAUCCCCGGAGCUUCUGUGGCCAUCAGCAAUUGUGAUGGUCUGGCCGGAAUGAUAAGAACCGAUAAGGAUGAGUACUUCAUUGAGCCUUUGGAAAGAGGGAAGCAAAUGGAAGAGGAAAAGGGACGGAUCCACAUGGUGUAUCGGCGCUCAGCUGUGGCGCAGCAUCCCACCGAUGUGCUCCCCGAUGUCCACAGAGAAGGGUCUCUUCUGGGCGGCCCUGGAAAGCUGAGUUCACUGUAUGGCAGUGCGGAGCAGCAGCUGAACGAAACCCUGCGGCGACGCCGGCACGCUGGGGACGACGACUACAACAUCGAGGUGCUGCUGGGUGUGGAUGACUCCGUCGUCCGGUUCCAUGGCAAAGAACAUGUGCAAAACUACCUCCUCACCCUCAUGAACAUCGUGAAUGAAAUUUACCACGAUGAAUCCCUGGGUGUUCACAUAAAUGUUGUGCUGGUCCGAAUGAUCAUGUUGGGGUAUGCGAAGUCCAUUAGCUUGAUUGAAAGGGGGAAUCCCUCAAGAAGCCUGGAGAACGUUUGCCGCUGGGCAUAUCAGCAGCAGAAGUCGGACCCCAACCACUCCGAGCACCACGAUCAUGCCAUCUUCUUAACCAGGCAAGAUUUUGGGCCUGCUGGUAUGCAAGGAUAUGCUCCUGUUACCGGCAUGUGUCACCCGGUCCGAAGCUGUACGCUCAACCACGAGGAUGGGUUUUCAUCGGCUUUUGUCGUUGCUCAUGAAACUGGGCAUGUGCUGGGCAUGGAACACGACGGGCAAGGGAACCGCUGCGGGGACGAGACAGCGAUGGGCAGUGUUAUGGCUCCCUUGGUGCAGGCUGCCUUCCAUCGGUACCACUGGUCCAGGUGCAGCGGCCAAGAGCUCAAAAGAUACAUACACUCUUACGACUGUCUUCUUGACGACCCUUUCGAACAUGAUUGGCCCAAGCUUCCCGAGCUACCAGGCAUCAAUUACUCCAUGGACGAACAGUGCCGCUUUGAUUUUGGCGUUGGCUAUAAAAUGUGCACAGCGUUCCGAACCUUUGACCCGUGCAAGCAGUUGUGGUGCAGCCAUCCAGAUAACCCCUAUUUCUGUAAGACUAAGAAAGGACCUCCGCUCGAUGGGACAGAGUGUGCCCCUGGAAAAUGGUGCUAUAAAGGUCACUGCAUGUGGAAGAACGCUAACCAGCUGAAGCAGGAUGGCAACUGGGGACCCUGGACAAAAUUUGGCUCCUGCUCCCGAACCUGCGGAACUGGAGUUCGUUUUCGAACACGCCAGUGCAACAAUCCAAUGCCCAUUAAUGGAGGCGAAGAUUGUGCUGGGGUCAAUUUUGAGUUUCAGCUUUGCAAUACGGAGGAGUGUCCCAAGCACUUUGAGGACUUCAGAGCGCAGCAGUGUCAGCAGCGCAACUCCCACUUCGAGUAUCAGAACAGCAAGCACCACUGGCUGCCCUACGAGCACCCUGACUCUAACAAGCGCUGCCACCUGUACUGCCAGUCCAAGGAAACCGGAGAUGUUGCGUACAUGAAGCAGCUGGCACAUGAUGGGACUCGCUGCUCCUAUAAAGAUCCCUACAGCAUCUGUGUCCGCGGAGAAUGUGUGAAAGUGGGUUGUGACAAGGAGAUCGGCUCCAACAAGGUGGAAGAUAAGUGUGGCGUCUGCGGCGGGGAUAACUCUCAUUGCCGAACGGUGAAGGGAACCUUCACCCGCACUCCCAAAAAGCUUGGGUACCUUAAGAUGUUUGACAUCCCUCCUGGUGCUCGACAUGUGUUUAUCCAAGAAGACGAGGCUUCUCCUCACUUUCUUGCAAUUAAGAACCAGGCUACGGGACACUAUGUUCUGAACGGGAAAGGGGAGGAGGCCAGAUCCCGAUCUUUCAUCGACCUGGGCGUGGAGUGGGAGUACAACAUAGAAGACGACAUCGAAACCCUCCACACGGACGGGCCCUUGCACGACGCAGUGGUUGUGCUGAUCAUUCCUCGGGAGAAUGACACAAGAUCCAGCCUGACCUACAAAUACAUCAUUCACGAGGAUUCGGUACCAACUAUCAACAGCAACAACGUCCUGCAGGAAGAAAUAGACACUUUUGAGUGGGCGUUAAAGAGUUGGUCGCAGUGCUCCAAACCCUGUGGUGGAGGGUUCCAGUACACCAAGUACGGGUGCCGCAGGAAAAGUGACAACAAAAUGGUUCAUCGCAGCUUCUGUGAAGCCAGCAAAAAGCCAAAGCCCAUUCGUAGAAUGUGCAACCUGCAGGAAUGCACGCAGCCUCUCUGGGCGGCAGACGAGUGGGAGCACUGCACAAAAACCUGUGGGAACUCGGGCUACCAGCUGCGCACUGUGCGUUGCCUUCAGCCCCUUCCCGAUGGGGGGAACCGCUCGGUCCAUUCCAAGUACUGCGGCGGCCAUCGCCCGGAGAGCCGCAGGCCCUGCAACCGAGUGCCCUGCCCGGCCCCGUGGAAACCCGGACCCUGGUCGCAGUGUUCGGUGACCUGCGGGGAGGGGACGGAGACCCGGCAGAUCGCGUGCCGCGCUGGCGACCAGUGCCAGGGAGAAAAGCCGGAAUCGGUGAGGGUUUGUAAACUCCCUCCAUGCAAUGAUGAGCCCUGCAUGGGAGACAAAUCUAUCUUCUGUCAAAUGGAAGUGCUUGCCCGUUACUGUUCCAUCCCUGGCUACAACAAGCUGUGCUGCGAGUCCUGCAGCAAGCGCAGCAGCACCCUCCCACCCCCCUUCCUCACCCAAGCGGCCCAAACUGCUGAGGACGUCGUGUUUGAGGAGAGCGACCUGCCCAGGGCUUUGGUGAUGCCAACACCUGCAGUGCCCCACUCCAUGCAGUUCCAGCCUGGCAGAAGUUCUCCGGGCGGACUCUCGGAAGAAGACGCUGAUACGCACGUCUCCCCAUCCAACACCAAGCCCAAAGGCACUGAAUUACCGCAAUGGAGAGCUCCACCAGCCAGGAAGACUUCUAGGCUGUUUGCUUGGCUACACCAGUUGCCUUCCAACAGCAGCAGCCUCAGUCCUCAUGGUGCCCUGGCCUUGGCAGCAGCUCUUCCCGUGGUGCCAGCUCAUAACACCACGGCGGGUGCUCCUUCGCCAUCGAGAGCCUCCAGGAAGAGCGAGAAGCACAUUGAGAAGAGCUGGCCUUCCAGGUCCUCCGCCGUGGAAAGAUGAACACCUCGUGGAGGAGAGUCACGGAAAGAGGCUUUGUUUGGCGCUUUGGGUUUCACGUCCUUCCUUCUGGACACUCUGGGGCAUGCUGCUUUCCACAAGCAGGACGCUGCAGGUCAUCGACUCCUUUUCCCUGUAAAUAAGACGAACGAGAAGUGCUGGUUCACUUUCUGGUUGCUCCUGUCCUCCUCCCGUACUGCGUUAUCUGGCUAGCUUCAGCGCGUGGGAGGCAAGCACCAAAGAAUAUUCCUGCCCAUGAGCAGAAGUUGCCGAGGGCAUCGCUCCGGCCCUGACCUCAGCACUCACCUCUUUAUUUUUGGGUUUUUAGCACUCACACGUAGAAAACGCCCCACUCCAAGAGGUACCAGACGUUUACACUAUACAAAACACUUUUUUUUUUUUUUUGCAAUGGAACAACUGAAUCCAUAAGACUUGUUUUGCUAACUUAUCUAUCUAAACGGAUAUUGUAUGAGCGAAUUUGCAGCUGUUGUGUAAAUACUGUAUAUUGCGGAAAGUCAGUAUUAUUUUGAAGUGUUGUGCUGUCAGACAACUGUUUACCUGUGUUGUGUUCUGGACACUUGCUGGGUGCCUGCCAUCGAGUACUGCCUUAUUCACGUUCCAAGAGGUGAUUUUUAAAGCAGCAUUAUCAUGAAAGGAGGAGUUCUGUUUCCAUCUGCUGACACUAGGAAAGGGUUUUUUUGUCUUGAGUAUCAACAACGUGAUGCUUUCUUUUGAAAUAGGGGGGAAAAAAAAAAGUGUAAAGCUAAAGGUAGGAGUCUGCGUGGAGCCAGCCACCCGUCCAAAGCAGGUUUAGACACUUUGGUGUCGUCAGAGGUUGGAAAAAUGCUGGGGGGUGGCUGUGGAAUGAGCCCCACGCCCCGCAGAGGAGCAGCAGCGCCGUCCCAUCCCAUCCGUCUCCUCUCGCCCGCCAGCGCAGGAAACCCUGGACAUGCCGUCAGCACUGUCACCUUCACCAGUCACCAACCCGUUCUCUUCUCCAGAUGCUCCCUUGGUGAUUUCUGAAGCUGAAAAAAGCAUCCCAGAGGUAGAACAGGUGCUGACGAGAAAUAGCCGUGGCAAGACUUAAAGUAAGAGAAUUGAUUUUUUUUUUUUUUUUUUUUUUUUUCCCCCCACUACCGGAAGCAUUGAUGUAAAGGUGAGAGAGAUAUUUAUUUUUUGGUGUGGUUCACCUCAAAAUCUCCACCCCCACAAGGCAUCUGACUGCAAUAAGGGACGAGUUGUUUCUGUCCCUGACCAUCUUGUUCACAGCCCGCCCCGUCGCACCCUCUCCUGCGUGUUGCUGUAAAAUACUUGUAUAUAGCAUUGAGAAGUAAAGAUAUUUAUUAAAAGUUGAUUUCUUGAUAGUAUUUUAUGUACUAAAUAUUUACACUAGAGGCAGUUGACUCUUCUUUUUGCCAAGAUAAAAGAGAGAGAUGUAAUUAGGUACCUGUACAUGCUGUGUCGUACGCAUAGAACAGAAAUUUAAGCUAACUCAACUACUGUAGAGAAAUUGUUGAUCUUAUUCUUAAAAAAAAAAGUCUUCUGACAGGUUCUUUUUUAUAUUACAGGCAUCUUUAAUUUCUAAAUAGGUUAUUAAAGUUUGGCGUGCAAUUUUUGCUUCCCCGUAAAAAGUCCUGGCGAUCGACUCCUUUAACGGAACAGGAAAUACCUACCUCUAAAGCGCUAUCAAGCAGAUGAGGACCCCGAAAGAUUAAAUUCUGGAAGCGUUUGUAGGGAUUUAGCGGAAUCACCAGGAGGAGAGCAGGGUGGGAGUUGCUGUCAGAAAGAGUUCGGAGGGAAUGGAGGCGGCGGGUGGGAUAACGCCAUGGAGAAAGCGCGGGGCCGCGGGAUGGAUGCUGUGGGGCCGCGUGUGACCCAACCCCUGGACUGACUGCGCUAAUGCAUCGCUGCUGCCUUUCUGCCAGGCUUUGGAAGGGCCCAGAAACUCGUGCGUAGACAGUACCGACAAUCCCUGAGCCUCAGACAGACAAAUGGGGUGUCUUUGUGUCUUUCCCAUUCCCCGAAAGUCCAGUUCACUUUUCUCUCUGUCUUUAUCUUCUACAUAUAUAUAUACACACACACACAACAUGGGUGUAGAUAAUCGUUGUACCUUUUGGAUUUCUUUUCUACCAAGCUCAUUUCUCGUUCUAUAAAGUGUACACUACUGAUCCUGUUGGUUGUACUGGGGAGCACGGAGCAAUAAAAUCUUUA
This is a messenger RNA of Chroicocephalus ridibundus (black-headed gull), 6037 nucleotides long. Its product is annotated as A disintegrin and metalloproteinase with thrombospondin motifs 3-like. Gene Ontology annotation, biological process: extracellular matrix organization; proteolysis. The transcript is spliced from 22 exons. Lineage: Eukaryota; Metazoa; Chordata; Aves; Charadriiformes; Laridae. The record is from RefSeq and is a predicted model, not a curated record. Bases 215 to 3829 code for a protein of 1204 amino acids. Gene Ontology annotation, cellular component: extracellular matrix. Gene Ontology annotation, molecular function: metalloendopeptidase activity.